AUGCUGCCGUUUAGGAUACCCCACCAGCCAAAAUUCGAUCCGGACGUGAACUGGGAGCCAGACAUUGUCGCGACCCCGUGGUGGGCGGACGACAAGUACAACGUUGGCGUGGAGACGGUCAGACCCAUCAACGUCCGAGUGACUAAUCCGCUCAUUAAACGGAGUGCGACGAUAAGGAUAUGUUUGGAGGACACCGUUCGCCGGAUAAUGGAACGUUAUUCGGUGUACAAUUCAAAAAUAUGGACCUACAAAAUGAAGUAUUUAGGCAAAACAUUGAAAACAAACUUGAAUUUGUCACAAAAUGGCGUCACUCUGAAAUACGAAGACUCCAUCGAAGACUUUGUGCCAACGUUGAUGUUACACUAUCAAGAGAGAUUAGCCCCGUGGCAAGACGUGAUGCGACGAUUAUUCUAA
This is a messenger RNA of Metopolophium dirhodum (rose-grain aphid), 414 nucleotides long. RefSeq names its product cytochrome b5 domain-containing protein 1-like. The record is from RefSeq and is a predicted model, not a curated record. Lineage: Eukaryota; Metazoa; Arthropoda; Insecta; Hemiptera; Aphididae. The transcript has 2 exons. The coding region runs from base 1 to 414 and encodes 137 amino acids.